This is a messenger RNA of Coregonus sp. 'balchen', 17479 nucleotides long. The record is from the annotation of a GenBank genome assembly. Lineage: Eukaryota; Metazoa; Chordata; Actinopteri; Salmoniformes; Salmonidae.
AUGAAGAGGUCCCAGUGAAUGAAGAGACUGCUGACACCAUGUACCAUGGGUUGUAUGUGGACUUAUGUUAGCAAAUGUUGUAUACGACACUACAGUUAAAGGUCACACACGAUGUAGGCUACAAACUUAUUACAACUGUAGCAGGCCAAUCCUUCUGCUGGAGGAAUGCUGGGUGUGCAGGAUUCUGUUCCAGCCCAGCACUAACACACCGGAUUCAAGAUUAACUAGUGUCAAUGUUUAUUCAUCACAGAUCACAAUUCUGCAAUAAAAAGGAGUGAAGGGGAUAUGUCUCUAAUUUGUCUGUGUUUCUGUGUUGCUUUCUCAAAUUAACAUUACCUUUUUGUUAGUGCCUCCUGUAGCUCAGUUGGUAGAGCAUGGCGCUUGCAACGCCAGGGUUCUGGGUUCGAUUCUCACGGGGGGCCAGUAUGAAAAAUGUAUGCACUCACUAACUGUAAGUUGCUCUGGAUAAGAGAGUCUGCUAAAUGACUAAAUAUGUAAAAUGUUGUUCAGUUGUGUGCUCUCCUAUCGGUUUUAUUUGAUUGUCACUCUGUCUCAGGAUAUCAGCCAUGUCAACCCAUUUAGCAGCUUAUCAUAAUGACAUGCAUCACCAAUGCAGCCAGAAGCCUAUAGAAUGAUGUCAUUACUAGCCUAAUGAGCAUGUGCAAUCACCGUGCCCCUUGUCAUUAUACAUCUGAAGCAGAGAAUAGCUAAACUAACACAUCAUUUACAUAUUGAUGAGCUAGCUAUAUGUUCUCAAUUUUAAAAUGAUACCAGUAGAUCAUGUAUAUGAGGCUAACCAUAAACCAGAAUUUCUACAUUAUUUUUCUGACAUGAAAUUGUUUAGUUCAAUUCCAACCCUUGUAUUCUAGGUACUGUACAUGAAAAUAAGGCGCUGACAAUUUGUAGGCUCAUUAAAAAAGUCAAAAAGGAAAAUAGUGUGGCGUGGGGAGCGUUGUAAUUCUACCUCGUUUAUUUUCUGAGAAUGAUUUUAGAAUACAGCGACAAAAUCAGAAGGUCAAUGGCAUGGAGGAGGAUUGCAGAGAUGUUGAUGGUGGGUAAAGAGAGAUUUGCACAACAAUGUUUGGAAGUCAAAGCCACAAUUUCCUUUACCCAAAGUACCCAUUCGUGUCUAUGUAGGCCUAUGUAUUUUACAGGAAGUGAGCUAUAAUCAUCAAUGCCAUGACACCAGUAUAAUGAAAGCGCCAUAAACUAUACUAUACUAUACUAUACUACACUAUACUCAUAAUGUUAAGAUGCCAUAAUCCAAUUGGUAGCAUAUUACAUAGGAAAUUCAUUCUUAAAGGCGCUGCGUGGUCAAUCCAACGUCUGCAUUGGCCGUGCAGCAUUUACGGUGAUACGGCCUCUGCAGAAGUCUGGGCAUUUAUACUUCUUGCGUUUCGCCGAGCAGUGCAGAGAAGUUGUCAAGGAAGUCAGUUUGUGUUUAUAUAGGACCUCCCACCCUCACCUACCGUCAACCAAUCAUGUCAAUGCGGAGCUAUAUGGUGUCCUCCGCGUUGUUACAAAAUUUGAGAGGCGCACGCCGAUGCGGUACCGAGCUCAAUUUGGCCUCUGCGUGCCUUCCGGAGGCACCGCAAUUGCGUCACACCAUACAUACAGCGCCUCGCCUCCGACCACAUUUUCGGAUCAAUAAUAAAUUGGCUCUUAGGUUAUCAGCGAUGAUUGGCUUUCCUCCAUCUUAUUUUGGUUGUGCUUGCCCGGAAAUAAUGACAGGCGGAACUAUGUUUCAUGAAGGGAAGACUUUCAAGCAAACAUCUGCUCCUCACCUGAUUGGUCAACGGCAGCGGUGGCCAUGUGCAAUUUGCAUAAAGUAGAGCAGAGCUUAACUUUUUCUAUCGCUCCUCUAGCAGGGUUCGCACCGCUCACCUUCGUCUGGCGAAUUCGGAAGUGGUGGAAACACAAUGCCUCAUGCACCAAUUCAUAUUACUCCUACGGCCAGAGAAAGUGAAAUAUUCCUUGAUUAUUAAAAAAGACAAUGCAAGCUUAUUGAAACGCGCAUUUUAUGGCUUAUAAACAUGUUGAACAAAGUCUUGACAGUCCUGAAUAACAACUUAAACAUGAAUUUACUCAUAAAAACAGCAGCUCUUUGCUGUAUUCGUUGAGUCUCUCGCUAGUCAUGGUUUUAAAAGUUUUGAAAUCUCACAUUAUCAACUUUGAGCAUUCAAGGCUUCUUUUUUUCAGUCUAGGCACAAGGAAACUGUGCAGACACAAUGAUCUGAGCUAUCUGAUUGGCCAGCCAGCGGUAGGCCUAUAGGUGCACUUGAUUUGCUCUCUGGGCCUGCCGGGUAGGCGGAGUUCUACCUUCAGACACAUGAAAUGGUUAAAAAUGGGAACACUUUGCCUUCCAGGCGCUAGGGCUGCUGAAUGAAGUGCACCUACCGUCAACAGCACGAAACUAAUACAAAAAAUAGGACGCAAGGCUUUAUCGUUGGGUUUUUUACAGAAAUGUUUGGUGAUUGACUAGGAAUGGUUGGUGACCACUGCUCUACAGGGAGCCAGGUUUCCCUGUCUACCCUCCUUAGUGGCAAGGCUGUGCUCACUGAGCCUGUUCUUUGUCAAGGUUUUGAUCAGUAACCAUGGUCAAAUAGUUAGCCAUGGUGUACUGUCGAUUUAGGCCCAUAUAGCACUGCAUUUUGCUUUGUGCUUGUGUUUCCCAAUAGGUAAUGUAGUUUUGUUUUGACUGUUGUAAUUUGGUUUCUUCUGAUUGAUUGGAUGUUCUGGUCCUGAGGCUGUAUUCAGUGUGUUAGUAGAACAGGUUUGUGAGCUCAGCCCCAGGUCCAGCUGGAUGAGGGGACCUUCUCUCUCUCUCUCUUCCUUUACCUUGCAUCUUUUCCUCUAUUUCCUUUCGCUGCCCUCUAACCUCUACAGUUGUACAUCCAUCUCCCCUAGUCAUAAGCCCUUCAUUGCCCUAUCGCUCCCUCAUAAGCUCUUCAUUGCCCUAUCGCUCCCUCAUAAGCCCUUCAUUGCCCUAUCGCUCCCUCAUAAGCUCUUCAUUGCCCUAUCGCUCCCUCAUAAGCUCUUCAUUGCCCUAUCGCUCCCUCCUAAGCUCUUCAUUGCCUUAUCGCUCCCUCCUAAGCUCUUCAUUGCCCUAUCGCUCCCUCCUAAGCUCUUCAUUGCCUUAUCGCUCCCUCCUAAGCUCUUCAUUGCCCUAUCGCUCCCUCCUAAGCUCUUCAUUGCCCUAUCGCUCCCUCCUAAGCUCUUCAUUGCCCUAUCGCUCCCUCCUAAGCUCUUCAUUGCCCUAUCGCUCCCUCCUAAGCUCUUCAUUGCCCUAUCGCUCCCUCCUAAGCUCUUCAUUGCCUUAUCGCUCCCUCCUAAGCUCUUCAUUGCCUUAUCGCUCCCUCCUAAGCUCUUCAUUGCCCUAUCGCUCCCUCCUAAGCUCUUCAUUGCCUUAUCGCUCCCUCCUAAGCUCUUCAUUGCCUUAUCGCUCCCUCCUAAGCUCUUCAUUGCCCUAUCGCUCCCUCCUUUUCGCUUCAAUGUAAGGCUUAUUUUCCUAUUCUUCUCCUCUUCCCCCCUCUUCCUUCUAUUAAUGAUGAAAGCUCUUCUAAAAGCUGACAUCUGCUGUUUUUUGUUUUCUAUUGUUUUAAUGAGUCAGAGGUUAUAAUGUUAAAGAAUACAGAAGUGAAACUUACGUUUUCAGUUUCCCCAGACUCCUGGGCUUAAAAACACUUUCAAUGGAGAUUUUCCCUUGAAUGCUUUUUAGUCCAGGACUAGGCUCAAUCUGGAUUUGGGACACUGACCCUGAACAGAAGACACUGAAAUCAGUUUUUCAAAUCCGUUUUGGAAUACUGACUGUCCAAACGGCAAGUGACCAAAUCAGAUUUGUGUGUGUUCAGACAGCAGUCAUUUGCUGACAUGGCUAUGCUAGUUGUCAUAGUAACGAUUGGGUGUGGUGUAGGCUGAUUUGGUGGUGGUGCUCGUGCUUCCUAUCACCCAGAAGUUAUGUAGCAAACUAAGGUGACAACAAUGCCUGCCAUGGACGUUUCCCAGUUGCUGUGAAUGUUCAAAGUCAUAGUCUAAGAACCCUUUUAAAGCCUCAAAGGAUACGAUGAACCAACUUUCAAAACGAGUCCUUUUUGACUAGCCACAGCAGUCAACUAGCUAGCUGUUUAGCUUUCUAGCACAUUCACUAAUUUGUCUGCUAGUUAGCUACCACGUCAUGUUCUUGUCAAACUGUCAACAGAGUAGCGAGCAAGCAACAAGAUAUGCCAAAUAAAUCUAAAAACCACUUGAGGGCAAAUAAAUCUGAUUUUCACCGUUCAAGACACAACACGCAUGGCCAGAAAUCUGAUUUGUAGCUGAAUUCAAACCACAUACGAAGUUGGUUUAAAAAGUGGUUUGAAAUGUGGCUUGAAAUAUCCGAUUCCAUGUGGGUUUUGGCUGUUCAGACUGCAGGAAAACUAAGAUUCAAAUCAGAUAUGCAAAAAAAUAGGAUUUGAGUAACUUCAAACUGCCAAUGUGAACUAGACUACAGUAACCCCCUCCCCAAAAAUGUUUUCCUGUGAGACGAACAAUUACGUUGCACAAGCCCUGUUUUGAAACCUAAAUGUGCUUUAUGAGGGUAGUAUACAAUAUUUUGUGUCGUUUAGAAGUCAGAGUUGAACAGGUUAACACUUCAAAGUUCCCCAUGUUGAACUAGGAGAUGGACACACAGAGCCUUUGGUGUGCUUGUCAGCUGGUCUCUGCCAGAGACAGCGGAGACACAUGGCUUUGACAGCCUGUAUAAAAAUAGCCAUGUGUAUUACCAGUUAUAUAUCGUUCUUCCAAAUCAAUUGGAAAGAUAUCAUUAAUGUUUGUAGGUCAGUAGACUGAUAAUAGAUGUUUUAUUAUACAUUUUUAAGCAGGGCGUCGCCAUUGAGACCAGGGUCUCUCUCUCUCUUUCUCUCACUCGGUAUUUCAAUUUAAGGGCUUUAUUGCCAAAGCAAGUGAAAUAGAUAAUAAACAAAAGUGAAAUAAACAAUAAAAAAAUGUACAGUAAACAUUACACACUUCAAAAGAAUAAAGAUGUUUAAAUGUCAUUAUGUCUAUAUACAGUCUUAUAAUGAUGUACAAAAGGGAAAAUAAAUCAACAUAAAUAUGGGUUGUAUUUACAAUGGUUUGUUCUUCACUGGUUGCCUUUUUCUUGUGGCAACAGGUCACAAAUCUUGCUUCUGUGAUGGCACACUGUGGUAUUUCACCCAAUAGAUAUGGGAGUUUAUCAAAAUUGUGUUUGUUUUCUAAUUCUUUGUGGGUCUGUGUAAUCUGAGGGAAAUAUGUGUCUCUAAUAAGGUCAUACAUUUGACAGGAGGUUAGGAAGUGCAGCUCAGUUUCCACCUCAUUUUGUUGGCGGUGUGCACAUAGCCUGUCUUCCCUUGAGAGCCAGGUCUGCCUACGGCGGCCUUUCUCAAUAGCAAGGCUAUGCUCACUGAGUCUGUACAUAGUCAAAGCUUUCCUUAAAUGUGGGUCAGUCACAGUGGUCAGGUAUUAUGCCACUGUGUACAGUCGUGGUCAAAAGUUUUGAGAAUGACACAAAUACUAAUUUUCACAAAGUCUGCUGCCUCAGUUUUGAUGAUGGCAAUUUGCAUACACUCCAGAAUGUCAUGAAGAGUGAUCAGAUGAAUUGCAAUUAAUUGCAAAGUCCCUCUUUGCCAUGAAAAUUAACUUAAUCCCCAAAAAACAUUUCCACUGCAUUUCAGCCCUGCCACAAAAGGACCAGCUGCCAUCAUGUCAGUGAUUCUCUCGUUAACACAGGUGAGAGUGUUGACGAGGACAAGGCUGGAGAUCACUCUGUCAUGCUGAUUGAGUUAGAAUAACAGACUGGAAGCUUCAAAAGGAGGGCGGUGCUUGAAAUCAUUGUUCUUCCUCUGUUAACCAUGGUUACCUGCAAGGAAACACGUGCCGUCAUCAUUGCUUUGCACAAAAAGGGCUUCACAGGCAAGGAUAUUGCUGAUAGUAAGAUUGCACCUAAAUCAAUCAUUUAUCGGAUCAUCAAGAACUUCAAGGAGAGAGGUUCAAUUGUUGUGAAGAAGGCAUCAAGGCGCCCAAGAAAGUCCAGCAAGUGCCAGGACCGUCUCCUAAAUGGCAGCAUGCAGGUGUGAGUGCAUCUGCAUGCACAGUGAGGCGAAGACUUUUGGAGGAUGGCCUGGUGUCAAGAAGGGCAGCAAAGAAGCCACUUUUCUCCAGGAAAAACAUCAGGGACAGACUGAUAUUCUGCAAAAAGUACAGGGAUCACUCACAAUUUUGCCUAAGAACACAGCCAUGAAUAAAGAAUGGUACCAACACCUCCUCCAAGAGCAACUUCUCCCAACCAUCUAAGAACAGUUUGGUGAUGAACAAUGCCUUUUCCAGCAUGAUGGAGCACCUUGCCAUAAGGCAAAAGUGAUAACUUAGUGGCUCGGGGAACAAAACAUCUACAUUUUGGGUCCAUGGCCAGGAAACUCCCCAGACCUUAAUUCCAUUGAGAACUUGUGGUUGAUCCUCAAGAGGCGGGUGGACAAACAAAACCCCACAAAUUCUGACAAACUCCAAGCAUUGAUUAUGCAAGAAUGGGCUGCCAUCAGUCAGGAUGUGGCCUAGAAGUUAAUUGACAGCAUGCCAGGGCAGAUUGCAGAGGUCUUGAAAAAGAAGGGUCAACACUGCAAAUAUUGACUCUUUGCAUAAACUUAAUGUAAUUGUCAAUAAAAGCCUUUGACACUUAUGGAAUGCUUGUAAUUAUACUUCAGUAUACCAUAGUAACAUCUGACAAAAAUAUCUCAUAACACUGAAGCAGCGAACUUUGUGAAGACCAAUACUUGUGUCAUUCUCAACUUUUGACCACAACUGUACUCUCUGUUUAGGGCCAAAUAGCAUUCUAGUUUGCUCUGUUUUUUUGUUAAUUCUUUCCAAUGUGUCCAGUAAUUAUUAUAUUUUAGUUUUCUCAUGAUUUGGUUGGGUCGAAAUGUCUGUCUCUCUCACUGUCUGUCUGUAUGUCUCUGUCUGUCUGUAUGUCUUUCUCUGUCUCUGUUUCUCUCUCUCUCCCUUUCUCUCACCUCUGUUCUGUCAGACAUUCACUCAUUCACUCAUUCUGUUUCUUGUUCUCCUUCUCACUACCCUCAUGUCCCUCAAUCUUUCCCUCUCCUCUGUCUCCUCUUGGUUGCCCAAGCAUGUGUGUGACAUUGUUCAGAUCAAUUAAGCUCAGCUUGCUCAGAUCUGGGUUUUUAGAGUUUUCAAACCAAAUCACCUGGGAAAAAUCUCAAAUUAACCCAUGUAACGCGAUGUGUGUGUGUCUGAACUAAUUUGUGUAACACAUUGUGAUGCAUUGUUAAACUUUCCAUAAGCAUGUACCACCCCCUUAAAAUGUCUCAUCUCAUGAUGAACCGGUCUACGGUUAAACUACACAACAACCAUUUUGAGUCGGUUGAAAAUGUGCUUUAAACACAGAGAGACAUACCGUAUUACAAGCCUUACAACAAGACAUUGUAAAGGCUCAUACUUGCUUAUAACAAGAUAUAUAAUAUUAGGAAGCAUUAUACUUGGCAGCGGUAAGUAAAGUAUUACUGUGUAUUAUUAUUUACUGUGCUCUCCCAGGUCCUGUGCUCUCCCAGCUCAUGUAUUCACCCAGGGAUGUUUUGUCUUUCUGUCAGGUCCUUCAGAAGCUGGGUAAAGCUGAUGAGACCAGGGACACAGCGUUCGAGGAGGGCGUGGCUAACUUCAACAAGCAGAUGGUGAGAGUCCUGCCUCUUCCAACCUUUUCUCCUCCCCCUCUCAUUGAGAUGGUGAACCCACUGUUGUUGCCCAAUGUUCCCUCCCAUCCCAACCUACACAUGCGCGCGCACACACACAGACACACACACACAGAGCCAUGACUGACCUGAACCGUACUUGGCUGGUUAGGAUAUUUUAUUUUCCCAUUAUUCUUUCCAGCAUGAUUCCAGUAACUAUGGUGGAUGUGUAACCAGGGCAGCACGGUACAGCUUGGCUCAGUUUGGUUCAGUAGUGUGAAAAUGGCACCAUGAUCACAAUCCCAGUCCAACCCAUUGUUGUAUUUUUCAGGCCGAGGGCACCAAACUGCAAAAAGACUUGAGGGCCUACCUGGCAGCAGUUAAAAGUAAGAAGCAUGUCCGUCUGUGAGUGUGUUUGAUCUGUUUGUACACUACGACUGUGUGGUGUGCAGCUGUCCUGUAUCUUUAUUAUUAGGUAUUACAGUAAUAUCUGUCAGUUUCUAUCUUGUUUAUUUUGGGAGCGACAUAGUUGUAGUGUACACACACAUUAAUACACAAACCACUUCCGGCCCAGUUCCAUUUCAGUUUUUGACCUUUUUGCCUGUCUGUCUGCCUGUCUGUCUGUCCCUGUGAUCCUCAGCCAUGCAUGAUGCGUCCAAGCGUCUGCAGGACUGUCUGGCGGAUAUGUACGAGCCAGAGUGGUUUGGCAAGGAGGAGGUGGACGCCAUCGCAGAGGUGAGAGAGACUAGCACGGUUGGUGUGGGUGUGUGUCUGAUCUUUGUGAAUUCAGGAUGAAAGACUACCUGUUCCUCUGUGAAAGAGGUGUACAAAACUUCAGAGGUUGAAUGAAAUGUAUAAUUGAAGAUGCAGAAAAUAACAUGAAACCUUGAGAUCAAUUCUAUUGAUAGUUUGAAUACAAGACUCUAGUUUCCUCCCUCUAUUUCAUCACUGUCACAUUCACUUCUUCUCCCUACAACACAUACUCCUCUCUCUCUCCUCUCACUGCAUGUCUCUUUCCCUCCCUCCAUCCUUCUGUCUGUGAAGGAGAUGAUAGAGAAGGAGAUGGACUAUUGCAUGGAGGUAAAGGACGGCUCAUUCAUGACUGUGUAGACUGGUGAUGAAUGAGGACUAGUGGGAAUAGCUGUAACCUACACUAUAGCUAGAAGAAAUAGCACUGUAGUUCCGGACUAGCUAUUAAACUGCACCGUUAGUGGAGCUGUUAUUUGGGUUAGUGUGUGUGUGUGUGUGUGUGUAUGGUGUGUGUGUGUUGUUGUGGUUUGACUCUGCUGUCUGUAUUACAGGAGACAGACAUCCUGUGGUCAGAUUACCACGACAAGAUUAUGGACAAUUCCAUGAUCGCCAUGGAUACCUAUCUGGCCCAGUUCCCUGACAUUAAGGUGUGUGUCACUGCAGUCAGGUGCUCAGUGUGGGUGUGUUUUGGCCCUUUUGUGAAAAAUGAAGCUCCAUAAUAAGUGCAAUAUAAAUAAAUAAUAACAUUUUGAUAGAUUUUUCACACACACAACAGUAACAAACAGAACAGACUACACAUCCUGGUACUGAGGGCUCUAACAGAACAGACUACACAUCCUGGUACUGAGGGCUCUAACAGAACAGACUACACAUCCUGGUACUGAGGGCUCUAACAGAACAGACUACACAUCCUGGUACUGAGGGCUCUAACAGAACAGAGUACACAUCCUGGUACUGAGGGCUCUAACAGAACAGACUACACAUCCUGGUACUGAGGGCUCUAACAGAACAGACUACACAUCCUGGUACUGAGGGCUCUAACAGAACAGACUACACAUCCUGGUACUGAGGGCUCUAACAGAACAGACUACACAUCCUGGUACUGAGGGCUCUAACAGAACAGACUACACAUCCUGGUACUGAGGGUUCAGCGUUACAGCGUGAUUAAAAUGUAAAGGCAAUGUUCCCGCGUUAGCGGAGACUGCAUUCACCGUAAACGCUGCACAUGUCUGCUCAAUAGGAAAUCAUCUUUACAUUUCUAGCGCGCAAUCUGUAACGCUUCAGCGAUCCUGAUUGGAUAGAGCCCUGAAACAGCUCAAUUCCCUGACCAGUUAGCGAGAGAAUGCAUCAAUAAAUACAUUUGAUGGAUUUAUUGAUUUGAUUUGGUUCUCAAGAAGCUGCAGCCUUCUAUCCAUCAGUGACUCUGUGGGUGUGUUUGUUUGGUGUCUGACCAGGCACGCAUCGCUAAGCGGGACAGGAAGAUGACCGACUACGACAGUGCGAGGCAUCACUUUGGCUCCCUACAGAAGGGCAAGAAGCAGGACCAGGCCAAGAUCGCCAAGGUAAGAUGGCUGCCCGCUGCAUCGUUUCCUGGGUACAUUACUGUAUCACACUACUGAGCCAAGCCAAGCCAGCUGUACUGGGAAGGCCUGGUUAUGCAUCCGCCAUCAUUUAAUAUAAUUAUAUGAUGCCAUUUAGCAGACACUUUUAUCCAAAGUAACAUACUCAUGCAUGCCUACAUUUUACGUACGGGUGGUCCCGGGAAUCAAACUCACUAUCCUGGCGUUGCAAGCGCCAUGCUCUACCAACUACAGAGGACCAUCAUUUCUGGAACCUUCUUGGAAAGAACAGAACAAUGUAAAGAGAAAAUAUCCAGGCCAGCACAGUUCAGUUCAGGUCGGCUCUAGAACUCAGGCAUAUGAGUGAUGACUAUGUAAAGGCCUUAACAAAGCUAACGCAAAUACCCACAUUAUGAUGUCACCAAGCAACAUUCUGCAUUGCAAUUUUGGGGAGGCACAUGUUGCUAUGCAUGUCACAUUCUCCUGUGGGCUUAGGCUAUACCAGUUGAAAUAAGCAACCAAUCAACCUACUGCAAAAAGAAAAGUCUAAUUAAACUGUUUUUCGUGUGUUUGAUUGGGUGUGAGUUAAUGCACAUUAUGGAAAUACUCUUGCCCUAUUUCAAAACUGUCAAUCAAAAGUGUUUUUGCUAAUCCGCCUGUGAAUGCUAACCUGCCUGUCUGAAUGCUAACCUGCCUGUCUGAAUGCUAACCUGCCUGUCUGAAUGCUAACCUGCCUGUAUGCUAACCUGCCUGUCUGAAUGCUAACCUGCCUGUAUGCUAAUCUGCCUGUCUGAAUGCUAAUCUGCCUGUCUGAAUGCUAACCUGCCUGUCUGAAUGCUAACCUGCCUGUCUGAAUGCUAAUCUGCCUGUAUGCUAACCUACCUGUCUGUAUGCUAAUCUGCCUGUCUGAAUGCUAAUCUGCCUGUAUGCUAACCUACCUGUCUGUAUGCUAAUCUGCCUGUCUGAAUGCUAAUCUGCCUGUAUGCUAACCUACCUGUCUGUAUGCUAAUCUGCCUGUCUGAAUGCUAAUCUACCUGUACGCUAACCUGCCUGUCUGAAUGCUAAUCUGCCUGUCUGAAUGCUAAUCUACCUGUACGCUAACCUGCCUGUCUGAAUGCUAAUCUACCUGUCUGAAUGCUAACCUGCCUGUCUGAAUGCUAAUCUGCCUGUAUGCUAACCGGCCUGUCUGAAUGCUAACCUGCCUGUCUGAAUGCUAACCGGCCUGUCUGAAUGCUAACCGGCCUGUCUGAAUGCUAACCGGCCUGUCUGAAUGCUAACCUGCCUGUCAAACUAUUUAAAGUAUUUGUCUUGCUUCUCUCUCUCUCUCUUUCUCUCCCUUUCUCUCUGUCCGUCCAUCUGCAUGGCUAGCCGAUGUCUCUUGUGGAGAAGGCUGCCCCAGGUUGGGCCCAGGGGAUUCUGUCUGCUCAUCAAAUAGCUCAAACUAACCUGACCAGAAACCAGGUGACUGAUGUCUAACCAACUCACCCUCUCGCCCCUGUCACGCUCCGCCCUGACCCCGCUGUGCCUUCUGCUGUCACUCACUUGUCAUUCACCCAUUCUGAGUUCUAAUUCCUAAUUCUACGUUCUAUGCCACCAUGCCCUAACAUUCUGUCUGAAUUCCAUGUCAUUCUUUAGUUUGAUUGUAGAUAAUGUGCUUUCUUUUGAGUAACAUAUACUAACAAACAUGGAUUUAUUGUUCAACCUCUGUGGAUGUGUUAAUGUGUAUGUACAGGCAGAGGAGGAGUUGGGGAGAGCUCAGAAAGUAUUUGAGGAGAUCAACGUAGAUCUGCAGGAUGAGCUUCCACAGCUGUGGAACAGGUGACACUUGUCCAACCCUCUCACUACCAGGCUGACACAAUCUCAUUCCCUUUUAUUUUUCUGAAGAGACACUUACAACCACUGUUGUUAUCACUCUGUCUCUUACACACACACACACACACACAGUGUUGCCAGCCACCAUGUUAACACAUUCUCCCUCUAUCUCUAUUCGAUCCCUCUCUAGUCGUGUUGGCUUCUAUGUUAACACAUUCCAGAGUAUGGCUGGAUAUCAGCAGAGGUUCCACAAAGACAUGGGAAAGGUGAGAGGGAGAGCUGUGGCUACUUACCGUCAGCACAUGGGACUGAUUUGAUAAUGCAUGUCUAGAUUGAUUGAUUGAUUGACUUCCUCCAAUCGUUCCGUUUGCAGCUGAACCAGGACCUGAAUGAUGUCAUGACCAAACUGGAUGAGCAGAGGCUGGCCAAGUAAGUGAGACUUGUGACAUAUUACAAAUGUUUUAUGAAUACCAGUGGAGUACUGUACAUAUGCUAGUGUUCACUAUUGCGUACCUGUCCACUUUGCCCCACUGUUAUACAGUAUGUACCUGUAAAAUAUACCUCUGUGAACAUGUGUACAGCUGUAUGGUGCACCUUUUUAAGAACUUUAUGGUAAUUCUAGAGAAAUGAGGUCCAAUGCAAUGCAUACACAUUCUACUGAGGAAGUGAAAUGACUGGCUGAAUAUAGACUACUGUAGAGUAAAUUACCCCACACCCCAUUACAGAAAGGCAGGUAAAGACUGGAAGCCUGGACCCAAGAAGAGGUAAUGGACCUGACGGAGUGACCAGUGUGACAGUUUAUGUGCCUGUGUGUGUCUUUAUGCAUUGUGAAGUUAGAUACUAACUGAGAAUAAAUGGCUUGUUGGAAACUACAACUCCCUACUACAUCUCACAGUUCAGCAUGAUCUGGUUUAUAAAUGGCUUGUUGGAAACUACAACUCCCUACUACAUCUCACAGUUCAGCAUGAUCUGGUUUAUAAAUGGCUUGUUGGAAACUACAACUCCCUACUACAUCUCACAGUUCAGCAUGAUCUGGUUUAUAAAUGGCUUGUUGGAAACUACAACUCCCUACUACAUCUCACAGUUCGGCAUGAUCUGAUUUAUCUCUAGAGAAACUGCAGUGCUAUGUGCGCAUUGAACUCACAGAAAAAAAAACGAACAAAAUGGAAUUCAAAUAAUUGAACUGAAGUUGGUCAUUUCGGUUAUUUGCUCAGCACUAGUCUCUCUGCAUGGUGCAGUUAGAUACUGAGUGUCAAUAAAGGAUCAGGGGGCUCAACACGGGAUAUAUAUAUAUAUAUAUAGUGCAUUCGGAAAGUAUUCAGACCCCUUGACUUUUUCCACAUUUUGUUAUGUUACAGCCUUAUUCUAUAAUUAUUACAUUGUUUUUUCCCCUCAAUCUACACACAGUACCCCAUAAUGACAAAGCGAAAGCUAUUUUCAGGUCUCUCCAGAGAUGUUCGAUCAGCUUCAAGUCCGGGCUCUGACUGGGCCACUCAAGGACAUUCAGAGACUUGUCCGGAAGCCACUCCUGUGUUGUCUUGGUUGUGUGCUUAGGGUUGUUGUCCUUUGUCCCAGUCUGAGGUCCUGAGUACUCUGGAGCAGGUUUUCAUCAAGGAUCUCUCUGUACUUUGCUCCGUUCAUCUUUCCCUCGAUCCUGACUAGUCUCCCAGUCCCUGCCACUGAAAAACAUCCCCACAGCAUGAUGCUGCCACCACCAUGCGUCACCGUAGGGAUGGUGCCAGGUUUCCUCCAGACGUGACGCUUGGCAUUCAGGCCAAAGAGUUCAAUCUUAUUCGUCAGACCAGAGAAUCUUGUUUCUCAUGGUCUGAGAGUCCUUUAGGUGCCUUUUGGCAAACUCCAAACGGGCUGUUAUGUGCCUUUUUACUGAGGAGUUGCUUCCAUCUGGCCACUACCAUUAAGGCCUGAUUGGUGGAGUGAUGCAGAGAUGGUUGUCCUUCUGGAAGGUUCUUCCCAUUUCCACAGAGGAACUCUGGAGCUGUCAGUGACCAUCGGGCUCUUGGUCACCUCCCUGACCAAGGCCCUUCUCCCGAUUGCUCAAUUUGGCCGGGCGGCCAGCUCUAGGAAGAGUCUUGGUGGUUCCAAACUUCUUCCAUUUAAGGAUGAUGGAGGCCACUGUGUUCUUGGGGACUUUCAAUGCUGCAGAACUGUUUUGGUACCCUUCCCCAGAUCUGUGUCUCGAUACAAUUCUGUCUCGGAACUCUACGGACAAUUCCUUCGACCUCAUGGCUUGGUUUUUGCUCUGACAUGCACUGUCAACCGUGGGACCUUUUUAUAUAGACAGGUGUGUGCCUUUCCAAAUCAUGUCCAAUCAAUUGAAUUUACCACAGGUGGACUACAAUCAAGUUGUAGAAACAUCAAGGAUGAUCAAUGGAAACAGGAUGCACUUGAGCUCAAUUUCGAGUCUCAUAGCGAAGGGUCUGAAUACUUAUGUAAAUAAGGUAUUUCUGUUUUUUAUUUAUGGGGUAUUGUGUGUAGAUUGAUGAAGAAAACAAUUUAAUCAAUUUUACAAUAAGGCUGUAACGUGACAAAAUGUGGAAAAAGUCAACGGGCCUGAAUACUUUCCAAAUGCACUGUACGGAUCUUUAGUUUGUCCAAGUGAACUGGCAUCUGUUAAGUAGUGCAUGGAGUUGUGCUGUGUGCUUGGAUAUUCAUGGGUGUUCCUCUAGUUCUGUCUGAGUGUGCCUGUGUUUCAGUCCUUUGCGUGACAGCAGUUUGAGGAAGCCAUGUGUUGUGAGCUGGUGUUGCUUGCCGCAGCAACAGCAAAGUCCCCUAAUAGUUUUUGCUCUGAGCUGUGUACUUGCGGAGUACUACGCACGGUCUCAUUAUAUGAUAAUGAUAAAGGAUGGUCUGGUUUAUGCUCAUUCUCCGUGCUAAAAAUGGGGCCCAACAUGGACAAUUGAAUAUACCUAUCUCAGCUUCCCUGCUGCCAUCUUGAGGUCUUGGUGGAUGGUGCAGUCCGUUGACUAUACACAUGCACCUAGGUUGUGUUCAGUAGGGCACACCGUAACAAAAUGAACCAACAUCUGUGUUCUUAUUGGACAAGUUCAAUGGUAGUACCUCCACAUUUCACUCUUUCAAAAUGUUCUCUCUCAUGCACACCAGUUGACCCUGUUCUGUGUUUCCAUGGCGAUACAGGGGGACAGUGUGUGCAACAAAAAAAAAAGAAUUGGGGCAGCCGCCAACAGAUACAGUCAGACCUUCACCACUGUGGAUGACUGAAACUGAUAAGCUGCUACAUCUUUGCCCGUUGUACUAUCGUCUUAGUGAAUAGCGUGCCCGUUGUACUAUCGUCUUAGUGAAUAGCGUGCACGUUGUACUAUCGUCUUAGUGAAUAGCGUGCCCGUUGUACUAUCGUCUUAGUGAAUAGCGUGCCCGUUGUACUAUCGUCUUAGUGAAUAGCGUGCACGUUGUACUAUCGUCUUAGUGAAUAGCGUGCCCGUUGUACUAUCGUCUUAGUGAAUAGCGUGCCCGUUGCUCGAACACAACUGAGGUCAUUGUCCCUCUCUCUCUCUCCUCCUCUUCCCCCUCUACUUUUCUCAUACUUUCCCUCUUUAUUUUCUACUUUCUCCCCCUCCUCCCUUCCUAGAAAAACAAAUACAGUAAAACGUUCUCCCUCUGCUGAACACAACCAGGGCAUCUUCAUCAUGGUAUGGCACGGGAGUCAGUUAGUAAUUCUCUCUCUGCUGAACACAACCAGGGCAUCUUCAUCAUGGUAUGGCAUGGGAGUCAGUUAGUAAUUCUCUCUCUGCUGAACACAACCAGGGCAUCUUCAUCAUGGUAUGGCACGGGAGUCAGUUAGUAAUUCUCUCUCUGCUGAACACAACCAGGGCAUCUUCAUCAGGUAUGCACGGGAGUCAGUUAGUAAUUCUCUCUCUCCCUAAAACACAACCAGGGCAUUUUCCCAUCAAGGUAUGACACGGAGUCAGUUAGUAAUUCUCUCUCUGCUGAACACAACCCAGGGCAUCUUCAUCAAGGUAUGCACGGGAGUCAUUAGUAAUUCUCUCUCUGCGAACAAAACCAGGGCAUCUUCAUCAUGGUAUGGCAUGGGGAGUCAGUUGUAAUUCUCUCUCUGCUGAACACAACCAGGCAUCUUCAUCAUGGUAUGACACGGGAGUCAUUUAAAGUAAUUCCUCUCUCUGCUGAACACAACCAGGCUCUUCAUCAUGGAUGACACGGGAGUCAGUUAGUAAUUCUCUCUCUGCUGAACACAACCAGGGCAUCUUCAUCAUGGUAUGACACGGGAGUCAGUUAGUAAUUCUCUCUCUGCUGAACACAACCAGGGCAUCUUCAUCAAGGUAUGACACGGGAGUCAGUUAGUAAUUCUCUCUCUGCUGAACACAACCAGGGCAUCUUCAUCAUGGUAUGGCACGGGAGUCAGUUAGUAAUUCUCUCUCUGCUGAACACAACCAGGGCAUCUUCAUCAUGGUACGACACGGGAGUCAGUUAGUAAUUCUCCCUUUCUCUCUUUUUCCCAGUGAGGCAGCCCCCGCCAACCACAGCGUUACCCCAGACGCUGCAGCCAAGGUAAGGUCCCCUCAUACAGGGGGUGUAACGUGUCAGACUGUCUCUGUGUUUGUCUUGAGUGACUGGGAUAUGUGUGUUUGCUUGUUGAUGAAUGAGUGUCAUUUUCAGCAGCGUGAGUCAGAAGCGUGUGUUUGUGUGUGAGAAAUCUAGAGUUUAGGGUCUAUUUAAGGUCUGUCCCUAAGGAGUAUUAUUAAGGUGUUGAAUUCAAGAGGGUGGAAAAAUGAGAGGAUGGUACAAUUGCGAGCGUACACACACAGUCACUAACAUUCUCUUUAGGAAAACUCUCAAAGCGAUAGAUGAAACUAACCCAGAGCAUGUUGAAUGGAGAGUUUCUCUCCAUUGGUUUGAUAGAAAUGUGAUUUUCUAACAUAGAAGGAACCCUCAGACACCACUUACAGACUAGGGCUGGGAUCCAAUCCAUGGCGCGUUAUAGAGCAGCACAUUGCACUUGAUUUCUUAAGGUAAUUUACGCUUGAGCCAACAUGCGUAGCAUUUACCGUAAAUGCAAUCUUCACGAAUGUCAGGGAAAUUGCCUUGAAAAGGCGCAUUGUCGGCUGUCCAGAGCGCGGCUCCAUAACACGCCUUGGAUUGGAUCCCAGCCUAGGUAACAGGUAACCUACUAUUACUAGUGUGCUAGUGUGUUUUACUAACCUGUGUGCUGUGUCUCCCUCACUACCGUUGCAUGUGUGUGUAUAAACAUCCGUGGACCCUCCAGACGAGGCCGGCGCCCCCUGGACCCGCCCCUGUACGCCCGCCCCCCAGCCCCAGACCUUCGUUGACUCCAGCCCUGUCUCUCAGCCCCAGACCUUCGUUGACUCCAGCCCCAGACACGCAACAGGACAUCAUCUCGUUCGAUGGCGAAGCCCUGGUGCCCGACACUAACACAACCGCGCCGUCACAGGCAACCACUCCGUCACAGCCGCAGGUCAGAUGAUGUCAUCACGCCACAAUGUCCCCUCAGGCUUCCAUUAACAUCAUACCCUCAGUGUCAACUCAGACGCGCUCAUAGGUUCUAGCCUAGGAUGUUGGUCUCAACCCUCCCCCCUGUGUUCUAGGGUGUCUCCAACCUCCUCUCCCCCUGUUUCCUAGGGAUGGUUCCACUCCUCCCCCUGUUCCUAG